AGCAGGUUGGCGCUCUCCACAGGGACUCACUGGUGCCAAGAUGCGGAAACAGUAGCGGAGAUAAAAGCUUCUACUUUCAUCACCUUAUUAUCAAUAGUAUCUACCGGCGCAUCCAAAUCACGGAAUUAUGAAUUUAUCGAUGGAGAUAUAGAUGAUAUCUGAAAGCAACCUUGGCACAGAAUGGUAGUAUGUCUUUUACGUAAAAGCUUAGCCAGAUGGAGGACAGGAUGGCAUGUCACAGCACUGAAGAAUCUGUCAUCAAAUCAUGCUCUGAAGCCCCUCAUUCCCACUUUCUGCCUUUUGGUGGUCAUCUUAUAUGGCCAAGCUGACAAACUGAGGAACUUCGUGGCUGGUGUUUUCAUCCCACAGUACCGCUACCCUUUCCCUGUUGCCCUCUGCUUUACCCAGGUUUUGGUUUCUAUUGUCUUCAUAAACCUGCUCCAUGCCCUCGGUUUGGUGCCACUCAAAUCUUACUCCAGAUUGCUGGGAGAGAGGCUGCUGCUGCCUUCCAUCUGCAGCAGCGUUCACUCUGUGCUUGUGACAUGGGCCAAAGCCAGCAGCUUGUAUGCGAGCCUCUUCCUCUUCACCGUACCUCUGCUGCCUCUGCUCACCGUGGGUUUCAGUUUUGCCCUGAGGGUGAAGUCUCCACCAUCUUACCACUCAUUGGUGUUGAUCUCUAUCAUGAGUGGGAUGUUUGUCGUCAGCAAAGCAUCCGAGGGGGAUCUUGUAGUUGAGCCUCUGGAAUACCUGUAUGCACCUCUUGCCUUGAUUCUUCAGAGUCUUUCCCUGAUCAGCUUGGCCAAAGUUUCUGAGGCAGAGGGCCGCCCGCCUUCCAACACCCAAGCCACUGUUUUUGACAUCUACUAUGUCCAACUGGUCAACCAGAUUGGUGUGCUGGGCCUCCUGUGGCUUCUGCAUCCAGACAAUCCUGUGGAAGUGUUGAGACUGAGCACCUGGCGCCAUCUGCUCUUCCACGGUUACCUGCUCGCCAUCGUCCUGCUAGGAAUGGUGCUCAACUUCCUGGUCUUAAUUUCAGCUCUUUGUGUCUCCCCACUUGCCGCUGCGCUGCUUUACUCGGCGAGGUACAUAGUAGCACCUUUUUUUCAGUUUCUGUAGUUUCCCUGAACACUACAGAAAAACCAAUGCUGCAGGGUCGAUAAGCUAUCACCACUAUCAAGUCUUGAAGUUGUAUUUAUAUAUUUUUAUUGGAUUGAAAAGGGGAUUGGAAGAAAAAAUGACAAAAGAUUAGCUUCAGGUCAAAAAAGUAAAUCAAAUUUAAAUUUAGGUAUUUUACUUAAUACUGAAAGAAAAACCAAGAAAUUGUUAGGACCACAGGACGCAAAUUAGAAGCCCCCCAAAAUUGGAUGUCCUGUAGAAGUGAGCUAAAACUAAGAACCUGUAACCUGUUAAAGCAACAUGAUUCAUUCACAUUAUUUGAUUACAUAAAGUUAAAUUAUUAAAUUUAUCUAAACUGACCGCUGAUUUUUAAUCUAAACCAUUGUUUUGAUCUUUAUUGGCUUUAGUUUGUCAAUAAAUAUUUCCAUCAUUUACAUCAUUAAGAUAAAGCAAAAGAGAGUUUUUUUAGGCUAUAUAUAACUAAUUCUUUUAAUGUUAUUUUUUGAUCGCAUAGCUUUAGAAAGUGUUUUUUUUUCUUGUUUAACAAUAACAUAUUUGUGCAGUAUUUAAGGGAUUAAUAUCCCACUUUUUUCCUCCACUGAACGAGGUUUAACUUUACCUCUGAGGAGGUUCACUGUGAAUGACUCUGAAAAACUUUCAGAUGAAACAGAAUGUAGAGGAAUCAGUGUUAAAAAUAUUUAAACUCAAACCUUUUAGCUAAUGAAUCUUAAAUCAGAUGUUUUUUAAUGUGCUCAGAUAAAAGGGCACGGCACCAGCAAGCUGCUAUCAUUAAUCAUACUGAUACUUUUUGUUGUCUUAAAAUCAUCUCCAUUAAAACAAAUAUAUAUAUUUUGACAUAAUUUAAGACAUUGCAGCUUAUUUAAAUGUACAUAUGAAUGUUUUAAAAUAAACUGUUCAAUGUUCAAGCCUUUCUGUUGUAAAAUGU
Messenger RNA from Cyprinodon variegatus (sheepshead minnow), 2062 nucleotides. RefSeq lists its product as uncharacterized. The transcript is spliced from 5 exons. The coding region runs from base 181 to 1116 and encodes 311 amino acids. The record is from RefSeq and is a predicted model, not a curated record. Lineage: Eukaryota; Metazoa; Chordata; Actinopteri; Cyprinodontiformes; Cyprinodontidae.